Messenger RNA from Ctenocephalides felis (cat flea), 3331 nucleotides. Its product is annotated as chromatin-remodeling complex ATPase chain Iswi-like. Gene Ontology annotation, molecular function: ATP binding; nucleosome binding; DNA binding. Gene Ontology annotation, cellular component: nucleus; chromatin. The transcript has 13 exons. Gene Ontology annotation, biological process: nucleosome organization; regulation of transcription by RNA polymerase II. Lineage: Eukaryota; Metazoa; Arthropoda; Insecta; Siphonaptera; Pulicidae. The record is from RefSeq and is a predicted model, not a curated record. The coding region runs from base 568 to 3195 and encodes 875 amino acids.
UAAAUAAUUUGUAUAUUGUAUUUUCCACAAAUCUUUAUGUGCUACUAUCUAGGCAUGUUAUCCGCAAGUCCAACAUCAAGAUUUUAAAUACUGAAGAGAUUUUUAUAGAAUUCGUUUUACGGUAUUUGCGAAUAUGUCGAAGCCAGAAGAACAAAUGGAUCCUUGUGACACAGCUGAAAAUUCAGUUUCGAAUGAAUCUUCUUCAGAUACAAUUUCAUCAAGAGGAAAAGAAACCGAUUUUGAAAAUAAGAUUGAGAAUGAUAGAGGUAAAAGAUUUGACUAUCUGCUACAACAAACUGAGAUUUUUUCUCAUUUUAUGACAAAUACUGGACCCAAAAAUCCUUCAAGUCCGCUCAAAUAAAAGCUGGAAGACCUCGAAAAACACCACUUGAGAAGAAAGAUGAUAAAAAUAUUGACCAUCGCCACCGUAAAACUGAGCAAGAAGAAGAUGAAGAACUUUUGGCAGAAUCAAAUGCUAAACUGAAGCAAGUAACUCGCUUUGAAAGCUCUCCAUAUUACAUAAAAAAUGGUGAACUUAGAGACUAUCAAAUUCGUGGCUUAAAUUGGAUGAUAUCUUUGUAUGAAAAUGGUAUUAAUGGUAUACUUGCUGAUGAAAUGGGUCUGGGAAAAACUCUUCAAACAAUAUCGUUACUUGGAUAUAUGAAACACUAUAGAAAUAAUUCAGGUCCUCAUAUUGUAAUUGUGCCUAAAUCCACAAUUGCUAAUUGGGCAAAUGAAUUUAAAAAAUGGUGUCCGUCAAUCAGGGCUGUGGUCCUUAUUGGUGAUCAGGAAACAAGAAACACAUUUAUUCGAGAAGUAAUGAUGCCUGGCGAAUGGGAUGUGUGCAUAACUUCUUAUGAAAUGGUUAUAAAAGAAAAAUCAGUUUUUAAAAAAUUCACAUGGCGUUAUAUGGUCAUUGAUGAGGCUCAUAGAAUUAAAAAUGAAAAAUCAAAGUUGUCUGAGAUUCUUAGAGAAUUUAAAACAACUAAUAGACUACUAUUAACUGGAACACCAUUGCAAAAUAAUCUUCAUGAAUUGUGGGCAUUAUUAAAUUUUCUCUUGCCUGAUGUAUUUAACAGUUCAGAUGAUUUUGAUUCCUGGUUUGAUACAAAUCAGUUUUUGGGUGAUAAUCAAUUAAUUGAGAGAUUACAUGCUGUACUUAAACCAUUCUUACUUCGACGUUUGAAAAGCGAGGUAGAAAAGCGAUUAAAGCCCAAAAAAGAACUUAAAGUCUAUAUUGGCCUUUCUAAAAUGCAAAGAGAGUUGUAUACCAAGGUGUUAAUGAAGGAUAUAGAUAUAGUUAAUGGUGCUGGAAAAAUUGAAAAAAUGCGCUUACAAAAUAUUUUGAUGCAAUUGCGAAAAUGUACAAAUCAUCCUUAUUUGUUUGAUGGAGCUGAACCAGGGCCCCCUUAUACAACAGAUGAACACUUGGUUUAUAAUUGUGGUAAAAUGAGUUUGCUUGACAAACUCUUACCUCGGCUUCAAGAACAAGAUUCAAGAGUAUUAAUAUUCAGUCAAAUGACAAGAAUGUUAGACAUAUUAGAAGAUUACUGUCAUUGGCGACAGUAUAAGUAUUGUCGGUUAGAUGGUCAAACGCCGCAUGAGGAUCGUAAUCGUCAAAUUGAGGAGUACAAUGCACCAAAUAGUGAGAAAUUUAUUUUUAUGUUAAGUACUAGAGCUGGUGGCCUUGGUAUUAAUCUGGCUACAGCAGAUGUUGUCAUAAUUUAUGACUCCGAUUGGAAUCCACAAAUGGAUUUACAGGCUAUGGAUCGUGCUCAUCGUAUUGGCCAAAAAAAACAAGUAAGGGUGUUCCGAUUUAUCACAGAAAAUACUGUUGAAGAAAAAAUAGUUGAAAGAGCAGAAAUAAAACUGCGUCUAGAUAAAAUGGUCAUCCAACAGGGUAGAUUGAUGGAUAAUAAAGCUGCUCAAUUAAAUAAGGAUGAAAUGUUGAACAUGAUCAGACAUGGUGCAAAUCAUGUGUUUGCUUCAAAAGAUUCUGAAAUUACUGAUGAGGAUAUAGAUACAAUCCUAACAAGAGGAGAAAAUAAGACUGAAGAACAAAGGGCCAAAUUAGAAUCUCUUGGUGAAAGUUCUCUUCGUAACUUUACUAUGGACAAUGCACCAAGUGUUUACCAGUUUGAGGGAGAAGAUUACAGAGAAAAACAUAAGGUGUCAGUAGUUGGAUCAUCUUGGAUUGAACCACCAAAAAGAGAAAGGAAAGCAAAUUACGCUGUCGAUGCAUACUUCAGAGAAGCUCUUAGAGUUUCUGAGCCUAAGGCUCCUAAGGCGCCCAGACCUCCCAAGCAACCUAUAGUUCAAGAUUUUCAAUUUUUUCCUCCAAGAUUGUUUGAACUACUUGAUCAGGAAAUUUAUUACUUCAGGAAAACACUGGGAUAUAAGGUUCCCAAAAAUCCGGAACUUGGUUCCGAGGCAUCGAAAGUGCAGAAGGAAGAGCAAAGAAAGAUUGAUGAUGCUGAACCCUUGUCAGAAGAAGAAAUUCAAGAAAAAGAAUCACUACUAUCUCAAGGUUUUACAAAUUGGACAAAACGUGACUUCAACCAGUUUAUUAAAGCCAAUGAAAAAUAUGGACGAGAUGAUAUUGACAAUAUAGCUAGGGAUGUGGAAGGCAAAACACCAGAGGAGGUAAUAGAAUAUAGCACAGUAUUUUGGGAGCGUUGCCAUGAAUUACAAGAUGUUGAAAGAAUAAUGGCGCAAAUUGAGCGAGGUGAAGCCAAGAUUCAGAGACGGUCUUCAAUAAAAAAGGCAUUGGAUAGUAAAAUGUCUAGAUAUAGAGCUCCUUUUCAUCAACUUAGAAUUUCAUAUGGUACAAAUAAGGGCAAGAAUUAUACAGAAGAAGAAGAUAGAUUCUUAGUUUGUAUGCUUCAUAAGCUUGGAUUUGAUAAAGAAUAUGUUUAUGAAGAACUGAGAGUAGCUGUUAGAUGUGCUCCUCAAUUCAGAUUUGAUUGGUUUUUGAAGUCACGUACAGCCCUAGAAUUACAGAGAAGAUGUAAUACACUUAUAACUUUAAUUGAAAGGGAAAAUCAAGAACUUGAAGAAAGAGAACGUCAGGAGAAAAAGAAAAAGAUGCCAAAAGGCUCGACCUCAACUCCAUCUAUUAGUACAAAAUCAGCACAGAAACGCAAGACAGAAAACUCAUUGACACCAGAAACAAAAUCAAAGAAAAAGAAAAAGUAAAUAUAAAAAUUGAUAAUAUUAAAUAUGAAUAAAAUAAAUACAAAUUUAAGAUUUGCAUAACACAAUUAAUUUAUAAUUUCAUAAUUAUGGCUAGUAAUGUGUCUAACUUAUUGGUAUUUUAGUCUUAAGGAUUAUC